UUUUACUUACUUGAAAAAACAAUGUUUGUUUCGAUGCAGUAAUUGGUCACGAGGAAAUUAAUUAUAGAUGUAGUUUAAUAUGUUAACAGUAUAUUAGUUUUGUUUGGCUUUACCAACCGCACUUUUGCACAAUGCAGAUGACAGCACACAGACACCUCAACAGUUGACAGUUGCUCAUGGUUCAUUUCUCAAGCCACGGGUGCCUUAGGACUGCUAGUGUAAUUGUGUAGAAAGAUACAAAGAUGUGCCAUUGUUAAUGGAUACUCCAGACUGUGGUUCACAUAUGCUGUAAAUCACGACAGCUGUAAAUAUAUAACAUUUCUAUUAUCACCCUAGUGGUAUACCACACAGGCUACAUAUCACCCUGAUUAGGUUACAUAUCACACUUGAAACUGCUCACAACGGCCAUGGACCUUACCAAGUGUCUUCGCAUUGGGUCUUUGUUCCUGACCCUCACCCUGUGGGCCUCCUGUGACCUUGACCUCACCAAGGAACCUGGGCACCUGAAACCCUUCGGAACUGGUGGGGUCAACAGACCAGUAGAGGAAAUUGACGGGUUUCCUGACCCGGAAUAUUUCUUUGAGAAUUACGUCAAGCCAACGAAGCCCCUGAAGAUGAAGGGAGCAGCUCGUAUAUCGAAGGCGAUGGGAAAAUGGAGUGACGAGUAUUUUCUGAGUCUGGAUGAUGCCCUUGACACAGAGGUGAAGUUGGAGACGAAGAAGAAGGAGAACCGGCUCCAGGCGGUCGACAUGAUGACGUUCAAGAACUUUGUGAGGAUUUAUAACCAGACUGAACACUAUAUGGUGGAUUCUGUACCCCCAGCGCUAAGAGGUGACAUCACUAUCCCUUGUCCGCUGCAGUGCAAACAGUUGGCAGAACACAACUUCGUGGAUAAUAUAAUGUGGUUCAGCAGUGGUGGAACCAAGUCCGUGGUGCACACUGACUCUGUGGACAACAUCAACUGUCUGUACCGAGGAGAGAAAACACUCUACUUUGUAGACCCAUCUGUACAUCGACAUGAUGUGCUCAUAGACCAUCCUGAAGGUGCCUACUCAGGAAUGGACGUCGAUGCAGUGGAUUACACCAAGUACCCGGGCAUGGCCAAGGUGGAGUUCUACCAUGUGAAUGUCAGUGCAGGGGACUGCCUUUAUAUACCUUAUCUGUGGGUCCAUCAGGUACGCUCAUAUGACAGCAACCUUGCUGUAAACGUCUGGUGGCAUAGAUACGCGAAGGAUGAUCUCGACUACAGCGCCUGCAACCGCCAGUGUAACACAGAGUACACCAUGGCCCAGGCAAAGUUUAUGGGACUAGAAACAAUCCAACAUGAUCCAAAUGAAGUCAGGGAUUAUUUUAUGACAUACAUCUCUAAUGAUACAGACUUGGAAGGAUUCAUACAGAUUUUAGUUGCGGAUGAUUAUGACAAGAUUGUGAAUGACACAACAUAUGUGAGGGACUUCACAGAGAUGUUUGAGAUGCUCGACGCAGACAAAGACGGGCUGCUAAGUUUAACGGAUAUAAAGGCCUUGGAUAAUGAGGCCUGGAGAGCUAUUGGAGAUCUGCUGGAACUGGUGAUGCAGGACAUGGAAGAGGAAUUUGAGGCCAGCCACAUUGACAUUGACCCUGACCUUGAUCCUGACCAUGGGGCAGCUGGGGACUCUGAUGAGAUGGAUUUGCAUGACGAACUGUAGUUGCUUCUGAGUUGCUUUCUGUUUUUUAAUCUUGAUGUAAGUCUCGUACUGGGAAAGCCAGGCUUAAUGAUGUGCGUUAAGUGUCAUUCCAAAUUACCCUUUGCAGUCUGCACAGGCUAGUCUGGGAAAACACUUUCCGCCUGGACUGGAUGUACGUUUAUAGGUGACUUUAUUUUAACCCAAACAAUUGCAUUAUGGCAUAAGUGUUGUCCACGAUUAUCCUGUUCUAACAGCACAGGUUUAUCUGGGUAGACACUUAACCCACAUGCAUAAAGUCUAGCUUUCUAGAUUGAGGCUCAUGAUAACCUGGUGAUGGGAUUUGGUUACCUGAAACUUGUAUGUGCUAUAAGUUUAUGUUUUGAAUUUUGAACAAAGUCUUUUGUUAAAACAGGUUAUGGUCUUUUAUAUAUAUAUAUAAAUAUGUGUAAGUAUAAACGCUUUUAUAAUGUGUUGGUCAUUCUUUAUAUUUAUUUUCAAUGAUUUUUUAAGGAUGUUAAUUUGGUUUGUUUUCUUCUCAAAAUGUAGGACUGCUCAUUUGAUGUGGGUACAUAAAAAGUAAGGGGCAGGUUAAAUGUAUUGCCUGUUUGAUCUGUCAUUCUUGUUAUCUCCAAUCUUAACAACAUGUCAUGUGUCCAAAAUAAAUGAAAAACGUAUUCAUUUGCAAGCCUAACAAUGUGUCAUUUCGCCUACUUAAUGUAAUAAGUCAUGUAAGUGAUACAUUUAUGAUUUUUACUUUUUUCCAUUGUUGUGUUUAUUAAGGUGACAUACAUCAACUUGUAAAUUAUUUAGUCAACCUUUUUGGUAAAAAUAAUGUUUUUAUCAAUUUUUCGAAAUUGACAUAACAAACACAUGUCAUUUUCUGAAUAUAAAAAGCGUAACUGACAUUUUGUUAAAUUUUAAGGAGAAGCAAAAAAAUGUUUUAUUAAAAUUAUAAACAUUUUUUCGUUUUUAAAUUUUCUGAUAAGUAUUAUAAUAACACUUGAAAAACGAAACCAAACUCCAAAUUGAUAUGUCUUUUUAAAAACAAUAAAAAAAUAAGAAAGGAGCAGUUACCAUAAUUUCAACACUGAAAUAUUUUGAGGGCAAAAAAUAACGUAAGUGCUCUUACUGUAUUUUGGAAAAUGUCUGAAAAAAUGCUUUCCUGAACAAUUCACAAAAUGUCAGUUACCCUAGUUAUUACAUUCAGUAGACGAUUUGUAUUGGCACGUCCCCACAAUGAUGAGCUGUAGUAAUGGGUGGCUCUAUUUUCCAUUAAAAUGGCAAAGCCCAGAAGUUUAAUAUUCGGUGUUUAACAUUGCUUUGUGGUAUUCUACAAAGAUUUUGCAAAUUUAGCCCCUGGUGUCAAAACUUGCAACGCCCCUUGUGUCACCUGAUUGAUUUAUAUGGACAACAUUUAUUUAGAAAUAACUUUUUAAAUCUUUGAAGCUGAUAUGUCAGGGGCUUAAUAAAGGCAAAUUUAACCCCUGAGGUCACUUGAUUUAUAAAGACUUCUGUAGUAAGUAACUAAAAUAUCUCCUCUGAAAACACCAGUCCCUACGAGCUUUGAUAAUGAGUAUGAAACAUUUGAUCCUGUACAAACUAACGUCAAAACUUGCUUUGCCUUAGUGGUCAUUUCAUUGAUAUAGACUUUUGUCAUGAAUAAAUUAAACACUCUGAACCUGCAUGGGACAAGUUUGAAUAAUUGGUGUGUAUGAUCGAACAUUUAAUAAAGUUUGUUAAUGCCCCUUAAAUGGUGAAAUGGUUUUAAAUUGAAAUUUGAUUGUGUUCCUCUACAAAUAUUUGUCAGAUCCUCGAUUUGAUAUUGGACAGGUCCUUUUUGCAGGUGAGCGAUCAAGGGCCAUCUUGCUUUUGUUGUGAUUUUAACCUUAAAACACAUACUUUGAACCUGGAUUUAAUUACACAUUUGUAAACAUAUAUCAAACAGUUGUGCCUUCUUAGGUGGGUAUUCUUAAAGUUUCUUCUUUUGGGGUUUUCUCUAGUUUGACUUUGUUUUUCAAUAUUCUGUUGACUAUUGCUAUUGUGGCUUAAGCGUGAUGUUGUGUGUUUUGUUGGAAUGGUUUUGCUCCACAGCGCUCCACAGCUACUAACUGUUUUCCAUUUUGAAAUGUGAAGAUGUCAAUGUGUUGUCUUUUGAAAUUAUUAAAAACCUCAUGCUCUUAAUAUAUUUUGUAUUCAAUGUAAAUAACAAUGAUUACGUUAAAGUUUUAUUAUUAUUGAUGUAUAUAAAUAUAUGUAUAAUGUAUGUAAAUAAAUAUUGAUGUAUUAAUGUGUAUCCAUAUUAAAUAUAAUAAAUGUG
Molecule: messenger RNA, 3984 nt
Organism: Dreissena polymorpha
Lineage: Eukaryota; Metazoa; Mollusca; Bivalvia; Myida; Dreissenidae
Product: tRNA wybutosine-synthesizing protein 5-like
Exons: 11
Coding region: 408-1688 (426 amino acids)
Molecular function (GO): calcium ion binding; 2-oxoglutarate-dependent dioxygenase activity
Source: RefSeq, a predicted model, not a curated record